Staurois parvus is the source of this 504-nucleotide messenger RNA. NCBI's taxonomy places the organism in Eukaryota, Metazoa, Chordata, Amphibia, Anura, Ranidae. The record is from the annotation of a GenBank genome assembly.
UUACAGACAUACGUUGGAGAAGUUUUCAACAUUAUUAGUCAGCAGUCCACUGCUAGACCAGGAUGUAUUAUAGAACUGGAUGCCAUUACUAGCCUAUAUGGCAGAAAAACACAACUGUUGCAUGUCUUUCAAGAAGACUUCAUAGUUGGAAAUCAGAAGAUUGAAAUAUCAGGAGUCAAUGGCAUUUCAUCGAAUUCUGACCGCUCCUACAAUGGAUUUUCUGAAACAUUUUUCCUGGUGGUAAUUGAAUGUACCAAAGAAAAACGUUCAGUAUUACACAUGUGGAAAUUACAUUUAAAAUCUGUUCCUGUCUCCGUGGAGGAUAGGUCAAACUCCAACUCAUCUGAGAAUGUUCCACCCAAAGAAGACUCCUUUAGUUCUGCUUCAGGAGAGAAGGUGCAGUCACCUCUUACACAAAGGUAUCAAACAUGCAAAGCAAAUCUUCAGAGUACCAGCAAGAUGACCCUUUCAUCAGAGCUUGUAUACAGCCAAGAGUUGAGUUUG